AGAGGACCACCAAGAGGGGCACAAUGUUGUAGAGUGGUGAAGCUGCUUCUGAGCUACUCCUGAGAUCUGAUUCAGAGGGACAGGCAAUACCAAGGCAAGGAGCUGAAAAUGGCUUACCUGCUUAUGUUUGUGACCCUGCUGCAUCUCAUCACACUGGCAAUGUUGUUCAUUGCAACCAUGGAGAAGUCGUGGUGGGUGUGGGAUGGCAUGGAGAACUCAGACCUAUGGUACAACUGUAGGUUUGACAACUUCACAGGAACCUGGCUGUGUGCAUCCUCCAAAGAAACUGAGUGGCUUCAGGCAGUGCAGGUCCUGAUGGUUCUCUCAGUGGUCUUCUCCUCCGUCUCCUUCUUGGUGUUCCUGGGUCAGCUCUUCACCAUGUCUAAGGGUGGACUCUUCUACUUCACAGGGCUGUGUCAGGUCUUUGCAGGGUUGACUGCCUUGUCUGCAGCUCUCAUCUACUCAUUACACAAUAAGGAAAUCCUUCAGGACUCCAGAGAACUGACAUCUGGACACUUUGGAUACUGCUUCAUCCUGGCCUGGGUGUGUGUUCCCUUGUUACUGUGUAGUGGGGUCAUAUACAUCCACUUGCGUAAGAAAGAGUGACCAGGAAAAGGAAAACAAUGUCAACAUCUAUGUUUGUUUGUUUUUGAGAAAAAAAUAAUAAAUUGACUUAACAUUUGCAGGAGUCACAGAGUCAAUGCCUUUUUUUGCUCAGGCUUUGGUUAAUGUAAUAAUGUUUUUAAUAGGCUUGCAUGUAUAUUGGUUUCACUUUAGCAAACAUUGAAUCCUUAAUAUCAAUCCAAUAUACAAUGCUCACCUGCUUUUCAAAGACAUGUUUACUAUAGGAUUGUCCACUGUGUCUUACAGAAGGAAAAUACCAAAGCAGUGUUAUGUCAUUUUUAAUUAGUGUUUUAGGCCUUAUGAGGCAUCCGAAUUGCUCUUAAUUUCCCUAGAGCAAACUGGAAAUAUGUAUCUUAUAUUUUUGUACCUAAAGUUGAUAUGUAGAAUAUAUUUAGUAGCUGCUUUAAAUAAAUAUCAAACAAAGAAACAGAAUGUGUGCAAGCCUGUUGUUGUUCCAACAUAUAUUGUGAGGAAACCCUCAUUUGCUUUCAUUUUUGAUGAUAAUAAAUAGUA
Messenger RNA from Centropristis striata (black sea bass), 1137 nucleotides. RefSeq names its product epithelial membrane protein 3-like. Bases 109 to 606 code for a protein of 165 amino acids. The record is from RefSeq and is a predicted model, not a curated record. NCBI's taxonomy places the organism in Eukaryota, Metazoa, Chordata, Actinopteri, Perciformes, Serranidae. Gene Ontology annotation, cellular component: plasma membrane. The transcript has 5 exons.